Sclerotinia borealis F-4128 is the source of this 738-nucleotide messenger RNA. Lineage: Eukaryota; Fungi; Ascomycota; Leotiomycetes; Helotiales; Sclerotiniaceae. The record is from the annotation of a GenBank genome assembly.
AUGGCACGUAAUUCAGAGAAAGCCCAGUCGAUGCUGUUCCGCUUCCGGGAAGCGCAACAAGCAGAAUUAGGUAUCAUAGAUGCUGGGAGAACACGACGCCCAAAGAUGAUAACGGAAGUCGCAUCUAUACCAUCAUGCGAGAAAUGGAGAGGUCAAGUUCUAAAGGAGAUCUCGCGCAAAGUUAGCAAGAUCCAGGAUCCAAGUUUAAGUGACUUCAUGAUUCGAGAUUUGAAUGAUGAAAUCAACAAGGCGAUGAAGGAAAAGUAUAUGUGGGAGGUACAGAUCAGGAAUCUAGGAGGUCCUAAUUAUAUGCGGGGAGGAGGGAAAGUCUAUGACGAAGAAGGACGGGAGAUACCAGGUGGUGGGAAGGGGUAUAGAUAUUUCGGACGUGCUAAAGAGUUACCUGGAGUCAAAGAAAUGAUCGAAGCUGCGACGAUAAAACCUCGCGAAGACCAGCCUCUGGAAUCUAGAGUAGACCUGCGAAAACAAGUUGACGCUUCAUAUUAUGGUUACAACCUCGACGAAGAAGAUGGUACUCUACUAGACUAUGAGAUUCAAAAGGAGAAAGAGGCGUAUGAGAAAUUAUUGGAAGGCAAAGAUAAGAAGAUCCCAGACGGUUGGGAGCCGUUACCAGGAGAUGCAGGCGAUGGCGCAGGAUGGAGACUACCUACAAGCGAAGAAGUUCAGGAAGAGCUCGUUGACAGACGACGAAGACGAUUACUGGAUAAACUGGGAUGA